This is a messenger RNA of Wyeomyia smithii (pitcher-plant mosquito), 1734 nucleotides long. RefSeq names its product probable hydroxyacid-oxoacid transhydrogenase, mitochondrial (gene T3dh). The coding region runs from base 115 to 1503 and encodes 462 amino acids. Gene Ontology annotation, cellular component: mitochondrion. Gene Ontology annotation, molecular function: alcohol dehydrogenase (NAD+) activity; metal ion binding. NCBI's taxonomy places the organism in Eukaryota, Metazoa, Arthropoda, Insecta, Diptera, Culicidae. The transcript has 5 exons. The record is from RefSeq and is a predicted model, not a curated record.
GUAGGUGAUAGGAAUAUUUGUGCCGACAAAUUUGUUUCAGUCCUUCACAGCUGUCUUAACUUAACAGAUUUGAAAGAAAAAGGUCUACUUCAAAGUAAAAAGUGACUUCUCAAAAUGCAUAGUAAAGCUCGUGUUUCUGCCUUAAUGAAAACUAUUGCCGGUGCUUCUUGUAGCUGCCCGGCCCAUUCGAGACCGGCAACAAGUGUCUUGGCUACCAAAACAGGCAAUGAAUAUGCUUUUGAAAUGUCCUCUUCUACUAUUCGCUAUGGGCCCGGUGUCAGUAAGGAGCUCGGUCAUGAUCUGAAGAAUUUAAACGCCAAGAAAGUUUGCAUUGUAACUGAUAAAAAUGUGAUUAAACUACCCUCGGUGAAGGUAGCCUUCGAUGCUUUGGCACAAUGUGGGGUGUCUUAUGAAGUGUACGACGACACUCGUGUGGAACCCACGGAUGAAAGUCUAAUUCACGCGGCAGCUUUUGCUCGGAAGCAUAACUUUGACGCCUUUGUCGCAAUCGGAGGAGGUUCCGUGAUUGAUACAUGCAAGGCAGCCAAUUUGUUUAGCGCCGAUCGGGAAGCUGAUUUCCUGGAUUAUGUGAAUGCCCCCAUUGGAAAAGCUAAAGAAGUUACCGUUGCUUUGAAGCCGUUAAUCGCUGUUCCAACAACUGCUGGGACCGGAUCGGAAACCACUGGGGUAGCCAUCUUCGAUUACAAAUCAUUGCACUCUAAAACCGGAAUAUCCAGUAAACUACUGCGGCCUCAGUUAGGUCUGGUUGAUCCACUGCAUACACUCACCCAACCGGAGAAAGUUGCUGCCUACUGUGGAUUCGAUGUGUUCUGCCACGCUUUAGAAAGCUUCACCGCUGUGCACUUCUCCGAACGAGGCCCAGCACCGACAAAUCCCAAGCUCCGACCACCCUAUCAGGGAAGCAAUCCGAUUUCCGAUGUUUGGGCUCGUUUUGCGCUGAAGGUGAUUCGAGAACAUUUCAAAUCUGCCGUAUUCAAUCAAGACGACCUUAAGGCUCGGUCCAACAUGCACUUGGCAUCCACGAUGGCGGGAUUAGGAUUCGGAAAUGCUGGAGUUCACCUGUGCCAUGGUUUGUCCUAUCCAAUUUCUGGAAACGUAAGAGAUUUUAUUCCUUCCGGGUACAACCGUGACCAUCCGAUUAUUCCACACGGAUUGUCGGUGGUUAUGACUGCACCUGCAGUUUUCAAAUUCACCGGACCUUCGUGUCCGGAGCGACAUCUAGAAGCUGCUGAGAUUCUCGGAACCGAUAUAUCUAGAGCUAAACGCGACGAGGCUGGGAUUAUUUUGGCAGACACAGUGCGAAAGUAUAUGCACGAUCUAAAGAUCGAGAAUGGCCUUUCAUCGCUUGGAUUCAAAAGCGACGAUAUCCCAUCCUUGGUCAAAGGAACACUGCCCCAAGAAAGAAUCACCAAAUUAGCGCCCCGAGCUCAAACGGAGGAAGAUUUAGCAGGAUUGUUCGAAGAUUCAAUGUUUGUUUACUAAAGGUUUCAUCAGAUGUUCAAAGAUGCAUGAAAAACUAUCAAUUUAUAAACAAAGAAAAUACAAAAUAAAAAUACCUCACAAAUAUUUUCAACAUUCUCAGUGUAGAUUUGCGAAAUAACGCUGCAUUCCAACGUUCAAAAGAGAAAAGGAUUACCCAACGUUUGUACCACAAGUUUAUGCUGCAACUAAAUAUAUAACACAUUCCGCUCGUUACUGUUAACUAAAUAAGAU